AUGUACGACAGUAAGGCCCAGCGUCCGUUCGUGGGGCACCACAUGGCGGCAGCGACGUACGGCAACAAGCUCUACCUCAUUGGCGGAUUUUGGGGUGGAACUACGGAGAACAUGCAGAUCUAUGACCCCAUCACCGACAACUGGACCGUGGGCCCCACGCCGCCCUUCAAGGCGGCGGCGGCUGCCGCCACUGCUGUGGGAAGCACCAUCUACUACUGCGGCGGUGUCGACAACGGCAAUGACAAGGAUGGCCCACCCAUUGCCGCAUGCGGUAAGUUCCAGGUACCGCUUAACAAAUGGUCUUCCGUGGCCCCCAUGCAACAUGCCGUACACCACGCCUCCAUGGCCACAGACGGCAAGCGCGUGUACUCCUUUGCUGGUCGCAACAGUACGGCGGGUAACGGUCGCAACCCACUUAACGUCACGCAGAUCUACACUCCAAAAACUGAUACCUGGACAUCCAGCACACAACUUGGCGGUCCUGCUGCCACACCAGUCGGCCGGGGGGGAGCGGGUACCGCUGUCUACCUGAACAAAUGCUUCUACAUUGUCGGCGGAGAGGUCAAGUGCGGCCAGACCUGGAUGGGAAACUGCCCCAAUCCAUUGGUUGCUCUCACGCCCCUAGGAGUGCUAGACCGAAUCGACAGGUACAAUCCGACCAAGAACAGCUGGGACAAGGGGCUGCCGGGUAUGUCGGUACCCCGCCAAGGGGCCUUUCCUGUGGUUGGUCCUGCACCCAACAAUAGCCUGCCAAUGGCCAACGCGGAUGAAGUGAUUUACGUUUGUGGCGGAGGAAAUAAGCAGGGCUUCACCGUGGGCACAGACUGCGCCUACAUGAAAGGUUGGAUUACCUUGAACCCGCCUGCAUGGAUCCGCUUCUGGAAGGCCAGCACUAAGGGUGGUUGCCCUCGCUUAGCGAAUACCCAGGUUGGGUUGCCUGAGGCCGUUAGCCUUGACCCAGAGAAUGCCUUCACGACGCAAUGGAACCGCGUACAGGAAAGGGACAAAGAAGGCUCAGAGGAGGGACAGGAAGAGUCGUCAGACAGCGACGACGCCCGCAAAGCGGCUUCAUCGGCGAAGGCGAAUAGGCGAAGCAAGGGUAAGCGGCUCCGUACGCGAGGACUUGGAGUCGUGGCCCCAUCCCCAAAGCGCGUGGCGGUGACGCGGCUACCGUUGCACGGACCGGUACGAGUGAGGCCGCCGUCGGAGGCGCGGACUGAAUUUGCCGGGGAAGAAGUACCACGGGACUCAAGACAGGGCCAGGGAGACCCGGAGCGUGAAGAGAGGCGGAUCGCGGCGCGGUAUAUCAGGCGGUACGGCAUGGAAGGCUGGAAGCAACUGCUGCGCGAAGAACUCCAGGAAGAGGGAGAGGGGGAGCAGCAGCAGUUGGACGAGGGGCCGAACGUGGGGCCUCGAGGAAAGCAGCCCAGCAACGCGGGGGCAGGAACAAUGCCCCAGGUGGCCGCUGCUGGUCCGGAGGGGCAGCUCGCAGUUUACAGCGUCGUCACAGAAAAGGACGUCCAGGAGGCUCACCGCCGCCGUAAGGAGGCACUUAGGGCCGCUCGGAAGGCGCUGAAUCUCGGGGAGUCUGACCGCGUCCCCAACACCCAGCUGUGGGCGACCGUCAUGACCCAGGCUGGGGCAAUGACGGAAGGCCCAUGCGGGCUGCGGGUGGUGAAAUCCNGCGGUAUCGGCGAUGCUGGAGCAGGCGAAGAGGCGCCAAAUGGCUGAUCGGAGUUGUCUUUGAAGGGUUUGGGUACCGCGGGAGUGUGGUCGCAGACGCAAUGGCCUUCCCCACAAUAAGUUAGUAGUGAGUACGGAUCACGCGAUGACGUUUAAGCAAUGG
Volvox carteri f. nagariensis is the source of this 1846-nucleotide messenger RNA. RefSeq lists its product as uncharacterized. Lineage: Eukaryota; Viridiplantae; Chlorophyta; Chlorophyceae; Chlamydomonadales; Volvocaceae. Gene Ontology annotation, molecular function: protein binding. The transcript is spliced from 8 exons. The record is from RefSeq and is a predicted model, not a curated record. Bases 1 to 1731 code for a protein of 576 amino acids.